Molecule: messenger RNA, 501 nt
Organism: Ipomoea triloba (trilobed morning glory)
Lineage: Eukaryota; Viridiplantae; Streptophyta; Magnoliopsida; Solanales; Convolvulaceae
Exons: 1
Coding region: 1-501 (166 amino acids)
Source: RefSeq, a predicted model, not a curated record
AUGGCUAACUUAAGACUCAUUGCACUAUGCAAUGUGACCUACAAAAUAGUCACUAAAGCUAUUGCCAAUAGACUCAAACCAAUCAUGAACCAUAUGAUCUCUGAAAAUCAGAGCGCCUUUGUCUUGGGAAGGCUCAUUACGGAUAAUAUUAUGGUGGCAUUUGAGAUGCAACAUUUUCUGAAAUGGAAAACCCAAGGAAUGAUAGGUUAUGCCGAGCUCAAGCUUGAUAUAAGCAAGGCAUACGAUAUAAUUGAGUGUUCCUUACUCCGUGCUAUCGUGCUUAAGCUCGGUUUUGCUGAAAAGUGGGUCAAUCUUGUUUUACAUUGUAUCUCAAUGGUGGAGUAUUUUGUCUUAAAUCAAGGGGAGGAAAUUGGUCCUAUCUAUCCUAAGAGGGUUCUUCGUCAGGGUGAUCCCAUUUCCCCUUAUUUGUUCCUACUUGUAGCUAAAAGCUUUAGUGCUUUGUUGAGAGAGUUUGACAGGGGGAAAAACUGCAUGUUAUAG